Molecule: messenger RNA, 3990 nt
Organism: Spinacia oleracea (spinach)
Lineage: Eukaryota; Viridiplantae; Streptophyta; Magnoliopsida; Caryophyllales; Amaranthaceae
Product: protein TPLATE
Exons: 7
Coding region: 173-3691 (1172 amino acids)
Biological process (GO): endocytosis
Source: RefSeq, a predicted model, not a curated record
UUUUAUACGUCAUUUGUAAAUAAGAAUAACCGGAUUCCUAAUCUCUCUUUCCUCUUUCCGUUCCAGGCUACCAGCACUGGUUUGCACUUUGUACCCAAGCUCCCAGUCAGCUCAGCUGUAAUGAUUCCUCCAUAACCUCCCCAUCUUUGUCUCUCCAUAGUUUCCAGCAACAAUGGACAUCCUCUUCGCGCAGAUCCAAGCAGACCUGCGCUCCAACGAUGCCCUCCGCCAGUCAGGCGCUCUUCUCCAAGCCUUACAGCAAUCCGCCGCCGGCCGCGACACUUCUGUCAUUGCCAAAACCGCCGUCGAAGAGAUUGUCUCAUCCCCCGCUUCCGCCGUCUGCAAAAAACUUGCAUUCGAUCUCAUUCGCUCCACCCCUCGCCUCACUCCUGACCUAUGGGACUCCGUCAUUUCCGGUAUUAAAUCGGACCUCGACUUCCCUGACCCCGACGUUUCUUCCGCCGCCGUUUCCUUCUUGUCCGCCGUUCCCUCCCACCUUCUUUCCUCCCUUAUUUCUCUCUCCCAUCAACACAUCACCGCUUGUUUUGACUCUUCUAGCAGUAAUCUUCGGUUUUCGAUCACUGAAACCCUAGGUUGCAUUCUUGCCAGGGACGAUCUCGUGGUUCUUUGUGAAAACAAUGUUAAUUUGCUCGAUCGUGUUUCCAAUUGGUGGAGGAGGAUCGGUCUGAACAUGUUGGAUCCUUCCGAUGUAGUUGCCAAGGUCGCAUUUGAAUCGGUUGGCAGGUUGUUCAAGGAGUUUGAGUCCAAGAAGAUGAGCCGAUUGGCUGGGGAUAAGCUUGUGGAUAGCGAAAACUCGGUUGCUAUUCGGUCGAAUUGGGUUUCUUCAAUGGUAGAUUUUGUAUGGAAGAGGAGGAAUUCGUUGAUGUCUAGGGCUUUGGUACUUCCCGUUGAGAGCUUCCGAGCAACUUCUUUUCCGUUGGUUUAUGGAGUAAAAGCUGUGGCUUCCGGCUCAGUUGAGGUGAUUCGUAAGCUCUCAUCGAAGGGCAGUGGGGCUGAUGGGAAGGCAGCAUUGGUGUAUGGGAAUGUUGAGAAGUUUGGUGGCGUCUCAGAUGUAGUGAUGCAUUUAUCCCCAUUUCUUGAAUCGUUAGAUCCUGCAUUGAUCUUUGAAGUGGCAAUUAAUAUGUUGUAUCUAGCCGAUGUUCCUGGAGGCAAGCCUGAGUGGGCUUCUGGUUCCAUUAUUGCAAUUCUCACGUUAUGGGAUCGACAGGAGUUUUCAUCUGCUAGGGAGAGUAUUGUUAGGGCAGUUGUUACCAAUCUUCACCUCCUCGAUCUUACUAUGCAGGUCUCAUUGUUUAAGAGGUUGCUUCUUAUGGUCAGAAACUUGAGGGCAGAAUCAGAUCGCAUGCAUGCUUUGGCAUGCAUUUGUCGUACAGCUCUUUGUGUUGAUCUCUUUGCCAAGGAAAGUGUCCGCAGAGGUCAGAAGCCUUUAGCUGGAACUGAUAUUGCUUCUCUGUUUGAAGAUGUGAGGAUAAAAGAAGAUCUUAAUAGCGUCACUAGUAAAAGCUUGUUUAGAGAAGAAUUGGUGGCCUCAUUAGUGGAAAGCUGCUUCCAGUUGUCUUUACCUCUCCCAGAGCAAAAGAAUUCAGGAACAGAGAGCCGAGUCAUUGGUGCCCUUGCUUAUGGUACUGGGUACGGGGCUUUAAAUUGGACUGAGCCCGCAUUAGAAGUUGUAGAAGUGUGUAAGCCCUGUGUUAAAUGGGACUGCGAGGGUAGAACUUAUGCAAUUGAUUGCUAUCUCAAGUUACUUGUGAGACUGUGCCAUAUAUAUGACACAAGAGGUGGUGUCAAACGAGUCAAAGAUGGUGCUUCACAAGAUCAGAUUCUGAAUGAGACUAGGCUGCAAAACCUUCAGCGUGAUCUUGUCAAUGAUCUACGUGAGGUGAAUACUCCUAGAAUAUCUGCUCGUCUCAUUUGGGCUCUAGCUGAGCAUAUUGAUCUUGAAGGUUUAGACCCCCUUUUGGCUGAUGAUCCUGAUGAUCCGUUGAACAUUAUCGUGACUAAUAUCCAUAAAGUUUUACUCAACAUGGAUUCGUCUUCCAUGACGACAAACAGGCUACAAGAUGUCCAGGCGGUUCUUCUGAGUGCUCAGAGAUUGGGAUCUCGAAAUUCAAGGGCUGGUCAGUUGCUGAGCAAAGAGCUUGAAGAUUUCCGAAAUAAUGGAUCUGCAGAUUCUGUCAAUAAGCAUCAGUGUCGCUUGAUACUGCAGAGGAUAAAGUAUGCCACCCUGUAUCCAGAUAACAGAUGGGCUGGGGUAAGUGAAGCUAGAGGGGACUAUCCCUUUAGCCACCACAAAUUGACCGUUCAGUUCUAUGAAGUAGCUGCAGCUCAGGACAGAAAACUGGAAGGGUUGGUGCAUAAAGCAAUUUUAGAGCUCUGGAGGCCUGAUCCCAGUGAAUUGACACUCAUGCUGUCAAGUAAAAUAGAUUCAACUCUACUUAAGAUUCCACCAAGAGCAUUUACGUUGACCGGGAGUAGUGAUCCAUGCUAUGUUGAAGCAUAUCAUUUGGCAGAUCCCAGUGAUGGCAGGAUCACUCUGCAUCUGAAGGUUAUAAAUCUAACUGACAUUGAACUUUAUCGAGUUGAUAUUCGAGUUGGGCUGACGGGGGCAUUAUAUUUCAUGGAUGGUUCACCACAAGCAGUGCGGCAGUUACGUAACCUUGUUUCCCAGGAUCCAGUGCCUUGUAGCGUUACUGUAGGAGCUUCUCAUUUUGAGAGAUGUGCCCUUUGGCUUCAAGUGCAGUAUUAUCCAUUCUAUGGCACUGGCCCUCUUCAUUAUGAAGGUGAUUACGCCGAAGGAGAUCCACAAAUUAUACGACAAAAGAGUUCCAAGCCAGAGCUGGGAGAACCAGUAAUCUUGAGGUGCCAACCUUAUAAAAUUCCGUUGACUGAGCUGCUUCUACCACACAAAAUCUCCCCUGUGGAAUAUUUUCGGUUAUGGCCAAGUUUACCUGCUAUUGUGGAGUACACAGGCACAUAUACUUAUGAGGGAAGUGGUUUUAUGGCAACUGCUGCUAAGCAGUAUGACGCUUCACCUUUUCUGAGCGGAUUGAAGUCUCUAGAAUCUAAGCCUUUCCAUAAAGUUUGCUCCCACAUUAUCCGCACAGUUGCUGGAUUCCAGCUUUGCUUUGCUGCUAAAACAUGGCAUGGGGGCUUUUUGUGGAUGAUGAUAUUUGGUGCUAGUGAAGUCAGCAGAAAUGUUGACUUGGGUGAUGAAACAACAACCAUGACGUGCAAAUUUGUAGUCCGAGCAUCAGAUGCCUCAAUCACAAAGGAAAUAGAGUCAGAUUUGCAAGGGUGGUUAGAUGACCUUACAGAAGGGGGAUGUGAAUACAUGCCUGAAGACGAGGUAAAAACAGCAGCUGCAGAAAGCUUAAGAGUAUCAAUGGAGCGAAUAGCACUUCUGAAGGCUGCCAAGCCACGCCCUAAAACCGAGUCUGAAAGUGAAGAAGAAGAAGAAGAUGAAAUGGAAGAAGGAAGUGGAGAAGAGUUGGAAAACGAGGAGAAAAAGAAAAAGAAAAAGAAAAAGAAAAAAAACGAGGAUGAAAAAAGUAAAGGACCUUCCACUCUGUCGAAGCUAACAGCAGAGGAGGUGGAGCAUCUUGCUCUUCAAGCAGCGGUUCUUCAGGAGUGGCAUGUAUUGUGCAAGGAUAGAGACACUAAAGUUUAUUAACAUUUCCUCUAAAGGUUUGAAUAUUAUUCCUGAAUUCAUUUGUCGUACAAAUUUUGUAUAGGUUCCAUAUUGUUUUUGCCUUUUUUCUUUAAAUUUAUUCACUUUUAUUUUAGUCUCACAUAUAGGAUUUGCAUAGAGGCACAUUAUUAUCAUAAUAUAGGCUAUCACUUCCGUUUUAUGCGUUUUGCGUUAUCUGUUUUUAUUCUUGAUUCUUAAACAGUUUGUAUUAGCUCGACAUUAAUACUAUAUUGAGAGCUAUUUUUUUUAUAUUAUAUAAAUGGAAGCGCAAUGUUCGUGUC